Larimichthys crocea (large yellow croaker) is the source of this 1545-nucleotide messenger RNA. Its product is annotated as keratin, type II cytoskeletal 8. The record is from RefSeq and is a predicted model, not a curated record. NCBI's taxonomy places the organism in Eukaryota, Metazoa, Chordata, Actinopteri, Sciaenidae. Gene Ontology annotation, cellular component: keratin filament. Bases 229 to 1206 code for a protein of 325 amino acids. The transcript is spliced from 9 exons.
GGGACCGGCCAAGAGCUACCCAACGCCGACAGCAAGAUCGACUCGUCGGGCAAAUCCAGGGAGAAGGAGGACCUGGUUGGACUCAAUGACAAGUUCGUCAGGCUGAUAGAAAAGGUGAAACACCUGGAGGACGAGAACAAAAAGCUCGACACAAAGCUGAAGAUCCUCAAGGACCAGGAGGGCUACGAGGGUAAAAUCGACGAGGUGGUCAAGCAGCUGGAGAACGAGAUGGAGGAGCAGAUCGACAACUUGUUCCGCGACCAGGAGAAACUGAAGGAUGAGCUGUGUAAGAUGCAGGAGGAGGUGGAGGACACCAAGAUGAGCUAUGAGGACGAGAUCCAGAAGAAAGGUGAUCUGGAGAGUGAGUUUAUCAUCGCCAAAAAGAACGUAGAUGACGGCCACUUGGAGGCAGUAGAUCUCGCUCUGGAGCUGGAGGACCUGAUGGGAAAACUGGACUUCCUCAGGGUUGGCUAUGAUGAGGAGAUCAAGGAGCUGGAGUCACAAAUCUGUAACAAGACUGUGGUCUUGCGUGACAACAGCCAACGCUCUCUGGACAUGGACGAGAUCAUCGACCACGUCAAGAGUCAGUAUGCCAACAUGGCUGCGCGCACCAGGGAGGAGGCCGAGCAGUGGAACAAGAAGAAGAUGGAUGCCAUGGUGUUGAAUGUUGGACAACGUGAGCAGGAUGUGCGUGAUUUAAGGAGGGAGAUCGCAGAUAUGUUGCGCCUUAUCCAGAGGCUUAAAGGAGACCUGGAAACUCUCAUAAGGAAGGAAGAAUCCCUGAAGAAGGAAAUUAACGAGUCCAGGUCGGACGGCGACGAGAACCUGGAGAAGGCCCGGGGCAACAUCGCCGAGCUGGAGGAAGCCCUGAAGCGGGCCAAGCAGGACUUGGCUGGACAAAUCCGCGAACACCAAGAGCUGAUGAACCUCAAGCUGGCACUGGACAUCGAGAUCGCUACAUACCACAAGCUGCUGGAGGGCGAGGAGCAGAGAAUGAGCCACCUCAUGCGCAACGGAGACGUUCACCAACCAGAGGAGGAACCAGACCCAGAACCCAGCAUCAUCCCGGCAACCAUUACCAAUAUCCCAGAAACUACUGUUUCCUAUCCUGCAGUGUACCCAGCCAGCAAGAAACGCCUGCUGAUCAAGGUGGAAGUGCAGGAAGGCAAAGUUGUGUCGGAAAUCUCCCAUUACACUGAAGAAUGACCUGCACGGUCUGCAGCACUGCAGUUUAUACCCACAAAAUGUGAAUUAAAUAGUUAUAAUACUUCAAAAAUCAUCAUGAAAUGGCAUUCAAUGCAAUAAUUACUUCUCUGGUACUGUGAACAGCUUGUAGGUUGAGUCUUUUUUCUUAUAAUUCAUGCUUAAAGUUUGAGACAUUUUGUUUAUGUCAAGCAGUGUUUUAUAAAAAAAUGUUUUGUCUUGCGGUAUUCCCAGAACCAUCAGUGUAUUUUCUCUCUUUCACUUUGUGACUAUGAUUUUGUCUAAUGGUGUAAAGCUUUUUGUAAUGAGACGAACAAUAAAAUGAGGAACUUGUGGGCUACA